UAUGAGCUAGUGCGCGAGCGCUGGGCGGGAUCGGCUCAGCAUCACCCCUGAUGUGAGUACCGCGGGACUCAAGCAUGGAUACACGGGCCACACCUGUGCGCCAGCUGCGUUACCUGCGGACCUGUUGGAGACCACCGGGCACAGUUGCGCAGAUCUGGGCAUCCUGCAGCCCGGCGAUGGCGUUGUUGUGACCACUGGGUUCGACAGAGACCUUAUGGGGCCCCUUGCGCAUCAACCCGCCCGCUGGAUUAUCAUAACUGGGUUCUGUUCAGACCGGACCGAACCUCAGCGUGUGUGAGAGUGAUUUUGAGACAAAGACCCCUGCGCGUGCCGCUGAAACCGACGCGCUAUGGACGCGGUUCAGCUGGACGGGCUCAACCCACCGGCGGAGAACGGCAGUGUGUCGCAGUCUGAGCCGCACAAGCGGCUGUCGCAGGUGGACACGGUGGUUCUGCCGGUCCUCGGGGGGUUCGGGAGGUACCAGCGGCGCCUGGUGGCUCUGACGUGGAUCCCGGCGUUCCUCAUCUCGUUCAGCCAGUUCUCGGACCACUUUCUGCUCGGCCAGCCGGACAGGAGGUGCGUCCGUCCGGAUCAGAACAGGACGAGUUCGGGUCGGGAUAUUUUCGAACUGAUCGCGUCCGGGAACGGCGCAGAGAGCAGCAACGUUACGGCGUGCGUGUGCUCCGAGUGGCGGUUCGAGCUGCAGUCGGGACUGCAGCAGAAUGUGGUCACCAAGGACAGAGUUCCUGUUUGGAUGUUUUUCUUGGAGUCUUUGGCUGAAUAG
This is a messenger RNA of Sinocyclocheilus grahami, 784 nucleotides long. RefSeq names its product solute carrier family 22 member 23-like. NCBI's taxonomy places the organism in Eukaryota, Metazoa, Chordata, Actinopteri, Cypriniformes, Cyprinidae. Bases 350 to 784 code for a protein of 144 amino acids. The record is from RefSeq and is a predicted model, not a curated record. The transcript is spliced from 2 exons.